AAUAUUUCCCCAUCAUUUGGAAAUAUAUUUUAUGCUCUCCAAACUGGUGUAUGAUAAAUAUCAAAGAAAAUUUGUCAAGCUCGUUGAAACUACCCUGCUUGUCCUCCAUACAAAUUUAUUCCUCAGCAAAUUUUACGGUAAUCACAUUGGGCGCAGUUUAGCAAGCCUAAAAAAACCGCGAGGAAACGAUAAGACAAAUAAUCACAUAAUUAAGUCAUGCAACUAAUUCCCGAAAGAUUAAGAUGCCUAGAUUCAGACCCCGCAGUCAGACGUGUUUCCGUGUUAUUGUGAUAAUAGGAACUACAGUGAUAAAUUCUAAACUAAACUGGGACGGACUAAAUACAAAUGCGCAAGGAGUACCUUAAAUCUUACCUGAUAUCAGGGGAAACUUAUAAAACCGUUUUUCCCACUGGGAGUUGACAGUUGGUUCUUCUUCGGGUUGAUAGUUACGAGUAUGAACCAGUGGAGGUACUUUUAAUUGAGGGAUAAUAAAUUGUCUGGAAGGAAAGGAAUUAUUAAGGGAUUCAGGGAUUUUUCAAUUAAACUAAAAUAAGGAAUAGAAAUGCUGAGCCGAGAAGUUGGAGCACUUGUAAUUUUUUAUGGGAUAGGAGUAAUUUCUUCGCAUUAUACUGACAGCCCUUUGAGGGAUAAAUAUGAUGGAUAUGGAGACGACUGGAUCUUCAUGCCUGAUGGCAAUGGCCAUCCGCAGGUGGCUGUCCUAAAAGGCCAGGGCCCCGAGUUCAGGGGACUUAUCGAUGAAUCUGUAAACUAUCACCUAUACACAAGAAAUGGACCACCCAAUGGAACCAUGCUAUUCAACGGAAAUUUGGAUUUGAUAAAAAAUUCUGGAUUUUCUCCAUGGAAUCCCACGAAAUUCAUUACUCACGGUUGGAAAUCCAGUGCCUUCAGUGCAAGUCUUCUCAACUUGAAAGACGCUUACUUGAGGAGAGGAGAUUACAACGUCAUCCUCGUGGACUGGGAACCUUUGGCGUCGAGUACGUUUUACCUGGGACCCAUGCAAAAUACUGGAAAAGUUGGAAAACAGGCUGGACUAUUCAUCGAUUUUUUAAUCCAGGAAACUGGAAUCAGAUCUGUGGAUAUUCACUUCAUAGGUCAUUCAUUGGGAGCUCAUGUAGCUGGAAAUGCUGCAGCAUCGACGACCCAUGGUAAGCUGGGACGAGUGACAGGCCUGGAUCCGGCGCUUCCUGGCUUCCACGUUAUCACCUCGAAUGAUGGAAAAUUGGACUCCUCAGACGCGGAUUUCGUCGAUGUAAUUCAUUCUUGUGGAGGAAUCUUGGGAUUUCUCCAACCAGUGGGUCAUGCCGAUUUUUAUCCCAAUGGAGGGGUGGCUGUGCAGCCUGGAUGCUGCUGUCUACCAGAGAUAACAGAGGCUUGUAGCCAUGGCAGAGCCUACGUCUACUUUACAGAAAGUAUAUUCUCAGACGCAGGCUUAUUAGCCACUAAAUGUGACACCUGGGAUCAAUUUAGAAUCGGUGCCUGCAGUAAUUCAGCCAUGGUUUUUAUGGGAGAACCAGUGGAUCAUGCAGCCAGAGGGAAUUAUUUUCUUAAAACCAGGGCUGAGGCACCUUUCGCUGAUUCUCCUAAAAAAUCACUGCCCUCUGGGAUUUCUGAAACGGAUUGCGAUGAACCUGGUGGCUGGCAAAUCGAGGAUGGUCUACGAGUAUGUGGAACAAAUUCCGUUUAAGUGACAACACGUAAA
Molecule: messenger RNA, 1720 nt
Organism: Fopius arisanus
Lineage: Eukaryota; Metazoa; Arthropoda; Insecta; Hymenoptera; Braconidae
Product: phospholipase A1-like
Exons: 5
Coding region: 563-1705 (380 amino acids)
Biological process (GO): lipid catabolic process
Molecular function (GO): lipase activity
Source: RefSeq, a predicted model, not a curated record